Messenger RNA from Sabethes cyaneus, 978 nucleotides. RefSeq lists its product as uncharacterized. The record is from RefSeq and is a predicted model, not a curated record. Bases 1 to 978 code for a protein of 325 amino acids. Lineage: Eukaryota; Metazoa; Arthropoda; Insecta; Diptera; Culicidae. The transcript has 2 exons.
AUGGGGAUAUUUCAUAGCAAAGUAGCACCGUCGGAAACUUUAUUAAAUCCGUUAAACUUAUCUGAUCCUCGAUCUCCAACAGUAAAUAUAAACCGUAGUCCGAUUGGGACUGUGAAUGAGAUCACGCCAGACAAAUCCACCAUCACAAAAGUACGCGAUCUUACGACAGAUCUAACAGAAAUUCUCGAUAGUGCUCAAACUCCAACAGCUGAGAAACUGCAAUCCGUAGUGGAUCCUCGAUCGCCUAGCUUUUUCCUCAGGACGCCGCUUAUAUUAAACGAAACAGAUGCUUCGAACAUAAGUCUGCAGGGAUCUUCAAUUGAAUAUGAAGAAAUCAGCUCCCAAAGUGAUAUUUCCUUUAGCGACAAAUCUUUGUCUUUCAAAGAAUGUGAUGAUUCUUUGACAAAAAUCAUUGAAAGUUCCGUGGUAACUGCUACCGAACAAGCCGGUAGCGGUAGCAUCUUUAGCGACACCAGUUUGAACACCGAGCUAGAGGCUCAGAUUGACUGUAUCAUUCAGGGAUUGUAUGAUGCAGGUAAAGAUCCACGUUCCCCUUCUAUACAAAUUCAACGGACACCCAUCGUGUUCGAGGAAGAUGAAAGCAAAAUCGAAGAUAAGCCCACAGACGAAGAGAACGAAAAGAAACAAGGCAAGCAGGCAACAGAAAUGUUAACGAUCAUUCAUCAGAAUGAGAAUCAACUGGUGGCGCCAGUUGUGACAACUCCCAACAAGGAGAAGUUGCUCGAUAAUGCGAACGUGAACGUUGUUACUCAGCAGCAGCAGCAGCGUACUCCUCUUGGUUGCGUAACGAACGUAAAAGCACCAUCAGCCAAUGCGGGCAGCAGUUCCCUGCGGAAGACGGCAUUAUUGGGACAGAUGAAACAAAAUGUUUUUGUUGCAGAAGACAACGCGGAUGCAAUCAACGGUAAAAGGCGAUCGCUGCCACGAUCCAAAAUUCCGACACUCAGAAUGAAAUAA